ACUUAGUCGACCGGAAAGCGACGACAACAGCCCAUCAUGUUUCCGACACUAGUACGCAGGACGGCCGAGAAGGCCACAUCUUCCUUGCUGAGGAACACGGCUUCAACAGCUUUGAAAUCGGCUAGCACCGGACCGUAUAAGCUGAAGAAGGUCUGGCCUCCAGACUUCACCAAGCUUUCCGAAAAAGACCAAUUCCGAUUCGAACGGCGAUAUAAACGGAGACUGAAGCUUGCAACUGUGCGGCCGCGAUGGGAUAAAUUCAUAAAACUGGCACAGUUGUUUAGUAUGAUUUCCGUCCUGAUUUAUACCGUUUUAUUCAUGGACUGGGAACAAGAGAAUAAUCCAUUCCAAGGGAUCAGGGACAGGUUCUGGGAUUUCUUCGGUGCCCUCACGCCCGAGCAGAGACACCAAAGGCGAACUCCCGAUAUAGAAGCGAUCACGAACCGCAAGCAAAUAUAAUAUGUACAAUACGAGUCUCACGUCUCAUGAUCGCAUGUGGAGUUAUAGAGGUGGGAAAAUACCCAAUUGAUAUUUCAUUCGCACCUGUAUAGACGAAUCUCCAUUAAAAGACGAUGCUAUCCCUCCUCGAUGCUUAUCCGUAC
Messenger RNA from Annulohypoxylon maeteangense, 602 nucleotides. RefSeq lists its product as uncharacterized. The record is from RefSeq and is a predicted model, not a curated record. NCBI's taxonomy places the organism in Eukaryota, Fungi, Ascomycota, Sordariomycetes, Xylariales, Hypoxylaceae. The coding region runs from base 37 to 459 and encodes 140 amino acids. The transcript is spliced from 3 exons.